GUCAUAGUGUAUAUUCAUUUCAUGGUUAUGACAAGAUAAAGUCAUAAAUAUAUUUUUAUAACUAAAUUCAAAUAUUUUAUUUUAAGAUGACUAUUUCAUGAGAAAUAAACCGAAGUCUUGCACAAAACCAACAGACAAUCUUCGUUUAUCCCGAAUGGUAAUUACAUUACAUUUUAAACUAAAAGUGUCUAGAUGUUUAAUGUGCACUUUUAAGGAUUAUUUAUUUUUCAAAAUUGAUGAUGCGUUGGUUGUAAUAAGUUUAUGGCACAGAAAGCAGGAUGGCAUUAUCAUUCAUUUAAAAGUUUGCUGUGUUAACAUUACUGAAAUUCUAAUUUUGAAAAUAAAUAUUUUAAAUAUUCUUUUAUACAUCUUUCUGUUAUAAUUGUUUUUAAUUUUCUUAGAAAAAUGGAUUGUAUAGAAAUGGAAUAAAUAUUUUAAAAGGAGCACAUCAAUCUUGAAAUUCUAAUUUGGCGAGGUGCGGCCAGACCAGGUUUGCAAUUAGAAAAAAUGUCAAAGCCCCUAUGAUGUAAUCACAAUAGAAGAACAAAGUAUGUGGAAACAUGAAAUAUAAAAAUAGGACAAUAAAAGAAGAUUGUUUCAGCAAGGAGGCUGUCCUGUCUUUCUAUUUUAAGCUUCCUCAUACCGUGUUUUUCUAUUUCUUUUUCACAGCUAGAACGCCGUCCUUUAUUUAUAAAGUGUAAUCACAUAUGAUUUGAUGCUGUGAAUAUCCGUUUAUAAUGCUUUUUAUGUUAUGUUUAAACAUUUUUAGUUAAAAGAAUAAAUACGUUUUUUUAAGCUAUCGAAAAAUGUCCCUCUCCAAUCUUUGAACUAGUUCUGCACUAUGGCCUUAAGAUAUCUUAUGUCUUAAGAUUUCCAAGAUUUGUUUAACAUAUUAGUGUUUAUAGGUUAAAACCUUUUUCCCAACACAUAUUUUUCCUUUUUUAAAAUUUUCCCUUUUUUAACAUGUUUUGCUAAGCUUACAUAAUUAAAUCUAAACUAACCAACUCUUAACAGGGAGACGAGUACCUUAUAAAGGAACUUGUAGACAGAAAAUUCACAAAGGAACUGGUUCAGCAAGUAAAUAAUGGGGCUCUGGAUUACUUGCUGCCUUUUCUACACAUCAACACAGAAACACAAACAAUUGUAAGUCAAUCUUAAGUAUUUUAUAGAACAUACAUUUUAUAGAACAUACAAGUAUUAAAAAAAUGACAGCUAGUGGUUUGUUGGAGCUUAUAAUAAAAUAUAUAAACACUUAUUCUAUAAGGGAAGACCUUCUAGAUUUCUUGGAGCUAAUCUAUCGAUUCCUCUGAAGCUGAAGUGUCCUGUUAGCAUUAAUGUCACGUAUCCCCAAUAUCAGAAGUUCUUUACUUAUCCAAAAGAUUGUGGAUCUUUUAUAUUUAUUGUUGAACUUAUUUGUUACUUUUUGUAUUUGUAGUUGAUCAAUAUCUUUAUUAUUUCACCAUCUUUAUUUCUUAUUUCAAAUAUAUUUAGCUAAUAGUUUGUUCAUAAUAUUAAUAAAUUAUUCAAUUGUAUGUGUUCAGGAGAUUCAAUUGCCCUAUGCCAAAAUAAUAUGUCUGCUGGAUUUGGUUUCACAAAAGCCAAAUUGUAAAAUACAGAGCCUGAUUCACAAACUAGCUUUGAUGGUUGAUAGAAUUCAUAAGUCAGGGUUUGUUCUGGGAGAUAUCAGAGCAUCCUUAAUCUUUGUGAACAGUGAGUCUGAAGAUGAAAUGAAGGUAAUUAUUGUCUGCAUUAUUCUUAAAAAUUAAUUGAAUGAGCAGGUUUAUAGCUAAUCACUAGUGAUAUGUUAUCUGCACUAUGGCCCUAAGAUAUGUUAACUACAUUAUGGCCUUAAUAUAUGUUUGCUACACAAUAGCCUUAAUAUAAGUUUACUUCACUGUCCCUAUGGCCCUAGAAUAUUUUAACUACAUUAUGGCAUUAAUAUAUGUUUACUACACAAUAGCCUUAAUAUAAGUUUACUACACUAUGACUAUGGCCUUAAGAUAUGUUAACUACACUAUGGUCUUAAGAUAUGUUAACUACACCAUGGCCUUACGAUAUGUUAACUACAUCAUGGCCUUAAGAUAUAUUAACUACACUAUGGUCUUAAGAUAUAAUUAUUAAACUAUUAACUGAAGAUAUGUUAACAAAACUAUGACCUUAAGAUAUGUUAACAAAACCAUGACCUUAAGAUAUGUUAACUAAACUACGGCCUUAAGAUAUAUUAACUACUUUAUGGCCUUAAGAUAUCUUAACAAUACUUUGACCUUAAGAGAUGCUAACUUGAUUAUAACACUAUGGCCUUAAGAUAUCUUAACUACACUAUGAACUUAAGAUAUGUAAACUACACUAUGGCCUUAAGAUAUCUUAACUACACUAUGAACUUAAGAUAUGUAAACUACACUAUGGCCUUAAGAUAUCUUAACUACACUAUGAACUUAAGAUAUGUAAACUACACUAUGAACUUAAGAUAUGUAAACUACACUAUGAACUUAAGAUAUGUUAGCUAUAAUAUGGCCUUAAACCAGUGACAUAAACAAUAGUGCUCAUGUGUAACUGUGUUCUUAAAGCGAAGAGUUUCUUAAAAUUAUUUUUAAAAGUCGUUUCCUUAGCUUAAUUUUUUCAUUUAUUCUCCAUUGACCACGAAUUAUGAAUCUGUUUCUUCACUUUAGUUAAAAAUACUACUGUUCCUUUUUCACGGAGAUAGAGAGAGAGAAAAAAAAAGAGAGAGAGACAGACAGACAGAAAGAGAGAGACACAGAGAGAGAGACAGGGAGGAAGAGAGAGAGACAGACAGACAGAUAAAGAGACAGCAAGAGAUAGAAAGAGACACAGAAACAAAGAGAGAGAUAGAGAGAGACAGUCAGAGAGAGAGAAAGAGAGAGAGAAAGAGAAAUAGUGAGGGUGUGAGAUGGAGACGGAGAAAGAUGAAGAGGGAGUGGGAGAUAAAAUGAAGAAAGAAAAGAGACAAAUUAUGAAUUAUUUAUUUUUGGUCAGAUUUGUGUACUAAUUAUAAUGCUUUUAAUUUACUUUAUCUUUCAGUUUCACCCCGUGUCUUUGGCUUUCAUAAAUUAUGUGGUGGAUAAAAGGAGACCAGUUGAAUUUAGUAAACCAAAAGAUCCUGUAACACUUGCACGGUAAGUAAUUUAAACAGCGCGACUUUUGACAAUCUAUGUUAACUGUUACAACCGGCAGCCUACUUAUGUUUAUUUGGAUCGUUCAGGCAGCUUUUGGUUUUAGACUGCACUAAAUAUUGGUUUAUAAUUGCUUUACAAUGUUUUAGUCAUGCAAAUUAGUAUAAUUUUCAAAUGAUUUCAGAGCAGUUAGAGUCUAAAUUUAUUUUCACCUGUUGGAUUUUUAUUUUAAGAUUUAAAUUAAAUUACAUCUAAUUUGAAAAAAUAUGAAUAGCAAAUUAUUAUAUUCAUUUACAAAGACAAUUCAAAAACAAAAAUUAUUUACUUGUACAGGGCGGCUCCGGAGGUGAUAGAAUAUGGUCAUUAUUCUUUUGCAAGUGAUGUGUACAAUUUUGCUGUUUUGAUCCAUGAACUAUAUGACACACCAAUUAAAGCUGAUGCCAUGCAUUAUGUUAACGAUCGGCUUGCAAAGUUGAUAGUAAGUAAAAAUCAUUUAAUUUAAUGUUUGAUCUCUUUGAUCAAGAAUUUUAAAGCAAGGUCUGGGCGCAGCUCAAAUUGUCUUUCAUGUCAAAAUAUAUACGUUAUUCACACAAUUAUUGCCAACUGUAAAGUCAUGAAGCUGAGAGUAAGACUGACUACCUCCUAGAUGUAUAGUAAAGGACUUAAAUUAGAAAUUAUAAACAAGAAAUGGGUCAAAAAGCAAAAAGGACAUAUAUUUUAUUAAUAUUAAUGGUUGCCAGGUUUUCAGGAAAGCUAUAAUAUAUCACUAAUUUAGACAGAUGUUAAGGAUAUCUAUAGUACAUCACUAGCCUAACCAAGUUUUGAUGCACUGGAGAUCGAAAAUAUUAUUUUUAAAACGAAGUGGCUAUUCGGACCCGGGGCCGCGAACUGAGAGGUUGGGAUUAAUAUUUAAAAUAAAACAUUAUUGUUAGGUUGUAAGAAUAAAUUUGGCAUAAAUUGAAAGAUAAUUGAAUGGACUAUAUGUUUGUAAACUCACUUCUUCAGCUUAAAUAAAACAAACUACCACAAAUGACAUCCGAAUAGGUUGAGUCUAAUGGGACCCGGGUCCGAAUAGCGGCGAUGCGUUUCCGGUUCCAUUUUGACUAAAUUCUAUUCGGAUGCCAUUUGUGGUAUUUCAUUUGAGUUAAUCUGAAGAAGUAACAACUGUACAAACAUAUAGGCCAUAAAUUAUCUUUAAUUUGAUACCAACAUUUGUCAUGCAAACCCUACAAUAAUUUUUAAAUAUUUAAAAAAAAUAAAAAAACUCAAAACGGGUCCGAAUAGCUGCAUCCAAUACCAAAAUUCUAAGUUCAACAAAUAAAAUUGAUUUUGAUUUUAUCGUUUAAUUUUUGUUCUUGAAAUACAAAAUCAAAUAUUGAUAAAAUAUGCAUAUAUUUAAAACAAAAAUGUGGCUGCGUUUUUUAUCAAGGAGGAGAAAUAGUGGGAGAAAAUGUUUGAUCAAUUCAAAAUGCAUGGAUGCAUUUUGGGGCUUGUUACUUUAAGAAAUGACGUCAGUGGGCCGUUUAGCUGGCGCUCUUUAUGCCCUCCCCAAAACACCCCUCCCCAAACCGGUAUCAGGCCGCGGAGCGGCACGUCGGGGAUGUCCUUUUGCCUGGACAGCCCCCCCCCCCCCCCCCCCCCCCCCCCCCCCAAACCGAGUCCGCUCGACCGAGUUCCGCUGGAGGCCACCCUAACCCAAAGACACCUGGUUGGUCCGACACAGUGUUUGCACACGAUUGAUUUUCUCAGGAUUUGAGAUGGUAAAUGUACGUCCUAAGUCCUAAUAUCUUCCCCCACCCAUCCCGGGGAAGCGUUGGACGCCCUAUAAGAGGGAUUCUACAGUGGGUUUUCACCACGCAACUAUUUUGCGAAGGAGCUGGCACGAAACUGUUACCUUGUAACAGCUUCUGAAGGCUGGAUUUUGGGGCAUAAAAAGUUAAAUUAUUCAUAAUUCUAUACUUAAACUGAGAGUAACCAAAAAGCUCUGAAGGUGAGUCUGCCAAGUCAGCUUGCACGGUCGAUAGCAAGUAUCGCUAAUAAAACAAGUUUAAUGUCCAUGGAGUUAAUUGAAGCUUCAAGAAAGUCUUGAAGUGCUUUUUUCUGCCAACCAGCUGACCGCUUCCCACUGGAGAUUUCCAAGCAACAGUCGUCUUGGCAUAUUGCUGUCAGGCACUGUUGCGACAUGCCCUGUCAUCUAGCUUUUCUCUUUAGUAGGAGCCUAUAGAUGCUGAUAUAAUUGUCCCAAUGAAACGUAGGAAAUUGUUAACUAUCUAUCCACUCUGCUGUUCAAUGUCCACGUCUCACUAACAUAUUAUAAUGGAGAUGUAAAGACGAUGUCCCUAUGUACAUAACAUCAGCUUAGUGACAAGAAAUGGCACUAAAUACCUUCAGGGAGAGCAGCUAUCAAGAAAGAGGCUAAAUCUCAUGAAGCUAAUAGGAUAACCACAGCUGAAACACGCAUGAUGCCUGAAAGAGCAACUUUAGGUCACCGGCAUGCCAGCGGUGCCAGAUAUUUUUCCGAGCACGGAUCGAUCUAGCAGGCCACCUGAGAGCUCACCGUAACCCACCCUCCCCUUAACCGGAUGACUCGAUGGUCCUAGUCAACUUCGACGGACGAACAACAAUAACAGUGACAAGAAUGAGACCCCUUCGCUCCUACACACUCCCGCACAGCGUUCCAACUGCAACAUAAUGCUUUGAAAAUUUGGUUAUUGAUAUCAUCUAUUGUUGCUGAACUGUUCCUAUAGUCGAUAUGUCAACAACAACACUUUUAAUGAUCACAGUAUUUGCAAGACGCAAGAAUAUUCAUAUUUAAUUCUUUCACUUCAAAUAACUAAGUUUGAAUAUUACCUACUGUUGUGGGCACUUCUAUCUUUUGAUACAUUUUGAUUAUUGUCUUGAUUAGUAGUAAUAGUAACGAUUAAUGUUUGGAGAUAUAUUAUUAUUAAGGUGGUCUUAUAUAGCGCAGUACCCCAGCCCAGGACUAGACUCACCGCGCUUCACAUGCAAAUGAGAAGUUACAGGAAAUUAAACAUUUAAAAAUAGCAAUUUGUAAAAAGCUUGACCUUACCCACCCAAGAACUAUCUACUCCUGUCUAGCCAUGGACGGCAUCCCGCUGCUUCGAGCGUUGUUUAUUUGUCGGGGGGGGGGGCGGUGACAAUGUGUCGAUACAGUAGAGUUUGAAGAGAUGGGUCUUGGUGGCAUUUUUGAAGGCUGGAUCAUCCGUACAUUGCGGAUGUGCAAUGGUUUUUUGCGCACUGAACGGGAAAGAUCGUUCACCGUAUUUUUAUGGGACAUGAAAAACUUGGUUUCUGACAAAGGAAGUCCCUGACAUAUUUGGGACAUGAAAAACUUGGUUUCUGACAAAGGAAGUCCCUGACAUAUUUGGGACAUGAAAAACUUGGUUUCUGACAAAGGAAAUCCCUGACAUAUUUGGGACAUGAAAAACUUGGUUUCUGACAAAGGAAGUCCCUGACAUAUUUGAGACAUGAAAAACUUGGUCUCUGACAAAGGAAGUCCCUGACAUAUUUGGGACAUGAAAAACUUGGUUUCUGACAAAGUAAGUUCUUGAAAUAUUUGGGACAUGAAAAACUUGGUCUCUGACAAAGUAAGUUCUUGAAAUAUUUGGGACAUGAAAAACUUGGUUUCUGACAAAGGAAGUUCUUGAAAUAUUUGGGACAUGAAAAAUUUGGUCUCUGACAAAGGAAGUCCCUGACAUAUUUGGGACAUGAAAAACUUGGUCUCUGACAAAGGAAGUCCCUGACAUAUUUGGGACAUGAAAAACUUGGUCUCUGACAAAGGAAGUCCCUGACAUAUUUGGGACAUGAAAAACUUGGUUUCUGACAAAGUAAGUUCUUGAAAUAUUUGGGACAUGAAAAACUUGGUCUCUGACAAAGGAAGUUCUUGAAAUAUUUGGGACAUGAAAAACUUGGUUUCUGACAAAGGAAGUCCCUGACAUAUUUGGGACAUGAAAAACUUGGUUUCUGACAAAGGAAGUCCCUGACAUAUUUGGGACAUGAAAAACUUGGUUUCUGACAAAGUAAGUCCCUGACAUAUUUGGGACAUGAAAAACUUGGUCUCUGACAAACUUGAUCAUCAAAUGUUGUAAAAAGAUUUGUUUAUUUUUACUUUGGUUAGGACAGAUUAAACAAAAUAUUGGCUAACAUAGUGAGGUAAUAUAAACAAUACAUUUAAUCGGCAUCCUUCCGUCUCGUGAGACGAUGGUGCAUCACCGUUGGGUUUUGUUGCAUUUUCUCGAGUGGCUGUGCAGUCCUAUCCUUGAGUGACUGUCUUUACCACAGUUUUUACACACGAGUUCCGUGCUUCUAAAUGUUUUGGCCUUUCUCCUAGCUCUUCUGUCUGCAGCCUUUUCCAUUCUUCGCUCCUCGGCUACCACGACGCCCUCUUUGACAACUCUGCGCCUUGUAGAUCGGUCUUUUGCCUAACACUUCCAGUCACUUGUAUGUAUUUUGGCUGCUUUCAUGUCCCUUUGACAGACAUCUUUAAAUCGCAGACGUGGGCGACCUGUUUUCCUCUUUCCCGAAGCAAGUUCACCAUAUAGGAGGUCUUUUGGAAUGCGGCCGGGACUCAUUCUUUUAACAUGACCUAGGCAUCUCAGGCGUCUUUCACUAAGGAUUGUGAACAUGCUUUGGGUAUUCGCACGCAUUAGGACCUCACUAUUAGUCACAUUUUCUUGCCAUUUAAUACCAAGGAUGCGACGCAGGUAUCUCAUAUGGAAGCUAUUAAGCUUGCGCUCUUGGGAUGUAUAGGUGGUCCAUGUCUCGCUCCCGUAUAGUAGUGUACUGAUGACACAAGAUCGAUAGACGCGCAGUUUGGUUUUCUCCGUUAGCUUGGUGUUUUGCCAGACCCGUUUAUUUAGUUUAGCCAUUGUGGCAGCUGCCUUGCCGAUUCUGCUGUUAAUUUCUUCUUUAAUGGACAGUGUAUUGGAGACCUUGGACCCCAAGUAGGUGAAGCUGUCCACAACCUCCAAGUUUUCAUUAUCGAUUUUUAUGUUAGGUGGAGUUCGAGUGUCUUGGGCCAUGAUGUUUGUCUUUUUCAAGCUGAUUUGCAGACCAAAUUCUUUACAGGCAUUGGAGAAGCUUGACACGAGUUGUUGCAAACCAGUUUCUGUGUGUGCGGUUAGUGCCACAUCAUCCGCAAAUAGUAGUUCGCGAAUUAGGAUAUCUGUCGUUUUGGUCUUGGCUCGGAGGCGGGCAGUGUUGAAAAGUCCUCCAUCAGCUCUGGUGUGUAACAAGAUUCCCUCACUGCUAUCCUUGAAUGCGUAUUUAAGUAGUACAGAGAAGAAUAUUGCGAACAGUGUUGGUGUGAGUACACAACCUUGUUUAACUCCGCUUUUGACAGGAAAGGCUUCUGACUUGGCUCCAUCGAACUGCACUGUGCCCUGCAUAUGUUCAUGGAACUCUCUGAUGAUGGCAAGUAGGUGAGGGGGACAGCCGAUUUUUGCCAGUAUUUUGAAUUGCCCGUUGCGACUGACGUAAUCAAAGGCUUUUGUAAGGUCCACAAAGGCAAUGUACAGUGGCAUCUGCUGCUCUCUACAUUUUUCCUGGAGCUGUCGUAUUUUUUUUUUUACCCAUUCAUAUACUAUUUAAUAUCACCAAGUGAUGGAUGUUGACACUUAUAUCCUCAAAAAUUGAUUGUUGUCUUGCAUUUACACUUAAGUUUUUAAAAUAAUAACCAUACUAUCUUGGAGAUAUCUCAGGUAUUUAUAUCAAUUGUUUUUGCAGGUAUAAAUAUAAAUCAAAAGGAUGUGUUGAAAAUUGAUUAUGACCAUUGUUAAACAUCGGAUUGGUUUGUGUAAUCUAUCCGCCCGUGGGUGCGCAGGUGGCUGAUCAGGCCAAUUCUUUUGACCCAGACACAGUAUAGCCAAAUACUACUCACCCACUGAUCAUAGUAUAAAUUGGGAAACUUUGUGAAAGUUUGUGGCUACAUUUUUGUUGAUCAUUUUUUGAACGCUAAGUGCCCUUUGAAAAAUCUAGUAUUUUAAUUUAAACCAAGACAUUAAGCAGUUUUGUCUUCCUUCACCAAUCACGUCUUGAUCUGAACUUAGUUGAUGUUCAUCGCAAAUAAGUCAGAUAACUUUCUUGCGUAGUUAAGCUUUCUAAAUCAAUCCUUCAAAAAGUUAAACAAGAAAAACUCAACGUUGAAAAAGUCAGUCUAUCAUUAGCAUGAAGCUGUUAAUAGCGUUGGUUCCGAUUCUUGGCUCUCCAGAUGACCCAAGAAAACUUUUUUGAUUAAUCUUUUGUUUGAUAGAUUAAGAACACAAGUGCUUGAUUUCUGUAUAGAAUCAACUUUACUGGACGGUGGAAAGACAGCUCCGUCUGUCUUCAAACUGUCUCUUAACUUAAAUCACUCUGAGCUUCAGAGUCUGAUACUACGUUAUCCAAAAUAUCGAAACAGUUUAAUACAAAUCAGGUACUUCGGGAGUACAAGAUGAUGUUCUAGAACGAGACCACCAUGGCUCACAAUGGGUGAAUUGAAACACUGAACAAAAUUCUUCAGUUGAAGUGGAGAACUAAAUGCGUUAUACAUGAGAUAAAUAAUGCUACUGGCCGGUAACUUUAGGAGAGAAACACACGCCCGUUCUGUGAGCACGUGCUAAUGGUGUAAAUCCUAUCCUAAGUCACCCCACCUGUGGCCAAAUCUGUCCGAUUCUUGAGAGUAAACAUGAUGGUCCUCUUUGUUUCUUUUCCAAAUAGGGCGUGUAAAUUUUCAGUACGAUGUGGGGAAGGUAUACAUUUCCGUAAAAUCUCUGUGUCUGUUGCUUGGAUACUUUUAUCUAAAUUCUAUGGUUUUAAUGGAUACAAACGGCUUCAAACUAAAAUCUAUUUCAGAACACUAGUUUCUAAUAGGUCUCAUCCAUCAUAUCGACUCACCAGCUGUACUUAAGAUUUCCAAACACACACGCCUUCUUCUUUCACAACACAUUAAACGUUUCAUAAAGAUUCAGAACUGUCUCUCAACACCGUUGGGAAGUAUGCGUAUUCAGCUAGUAAAAGACUAAACGCUUAAAUUAAGACGUGUUCAUCUUUUUGUACAGUCAUCAUACAAUCUAGUCACAACCCCCAUCUCUUACACAACUUACAACACUUACACAACUUACACAAUUUACAAUGCUUACACAUCCCCAAAGACUUACACAAGCCUUUAACAUUUACCCCCGUAAGAAAGCACUGGUACUUAAAUCAUUAGUGAAAAAACAUCAUCUCCAUGUCUUUAACAGGAGGGCGAAAUCAAGAUAAAAGAACUGAAAAAGCCGACUGCAAUGUCUGGGAAACUUUUUCAACUCACGAGGAGAUGCUUAGACCCGGAUCCUUCUGAAAGACCUCAAGUGGUGGAUCUGCUUAAGUAUGGACUAUUUUAACAAUACCUUCUCUUACUAUCUAUUUGAUUAAAUACCAUUCAUUUAUUUGAUAAUCAAUAUGUCCUUAACAUAAAAAAAUAAUUUGAACGGAUUGAUAGAGAAAUGUGACAGCUUUAUUGGUAUAAGAUAGAACUGACUGAGAUUUUUGACACAUAUAUGUGUGUGUAAGAUAGGGCUGAUGACAUUUGGCAGCUCCACUGGUAUAAGAUAGGACAGAUAGGGAUGCUUGUCAGCUCCAUGUGUGUAAGAAAGGUCUGAAGUGCAUAUUUGACAGCUCCAUGGGUGUAAACUUCUGUGGAUUGUGUUAAGCAUAUAAAUGGACAGUAACAGAUGUAGUUUGUAGACUAUGGUUAUUUUAGAUGUCUAUGCGGUGUAUAUGUUGUGUUUUGUUCAUAGAGGAAGACUUGUGUAUAUGAUAUUCAUUGUUGAAUGGGUGUGGCAGCCGUUAAGGUUAGGCAGAUGUGGUAAGUGAGAGAUGUAUUUGAUGUAGCAAUAAGAGUUCGACGGGGAGGGUUGAAAUGAUUUAGAUGGUAAAAUACUGGAUGGAGAUGUAGAACGGAUAUGUUUGUGUGGACUAAACACAUUGAAAAAAUGUAACUCGUAGACAAUUAAUUAAAAACGAGACUACAUAUUAUCUACCAAUAAAUGGUUUUGUAACAUGUAAAUCUGUUCUUUUAGAUAGAAAGGAUGAAAAUAGAAGACGUAAGAUCGUACUUUAUUUACUAUAGGACAGUGGGUUUAGUGGAGUGUUGCAGAACGACAGAAAAGGAAAAUAAGUAAAUUAGAAGGAUGGAGAAACUAGAGAGCUGGUUUGACUUUGGGGAAGUGAGUGCUGGGAGGUUGGAUUGAGUAGUGUUUGAAUCUGCUGUGAAUAAGAUGCUUGUUGGGAAUCAAUAAGAAAUAUUUUAUAGAGUGUGGGGCUAUUUUUCAUGCAAAAUUAAUGAAACAUAACAUUAAAGUAAAACAAGAGUUCACAGUUAACGGUACAUUUGAAGAAAUAAGCUUUCCAUCAGGGUAACUUCUUCCAAUAAAUGAAACUUUUGGGUGACAUAAUUACAAAAUCAUCAACUCCCUCCCCCCUCACCCCAGGAAAUUCAAGUGCUGCCCACUUACCUGGUGAAAACUGUGUAGACCAAAUAAACGGCCUUAUAUUUUUGUAAAAAUUUAAAAAAAUGAAUAGUAAUAUUAGCUAAUGGCGCCUUUAACCGAUUACAAUUAGAAGAACCUAAGAAAUAUCGCUAAGCUUGAUAUAUUUGAUGAUCCAUAUAUUUGAUGAUCCAUAUAUUUGAUGAUCCAUAUAUGUGAUGAUCCAUAUAUUUGAUGAUCCAUAUAUUUGAUGAUCCAUAUAUUUGAUGAUCCAUAUAUUUGAUGAUCCAUAUAUUUGAUGAUCCAUAUAUUUGAUGAUCCAUAUAUUUGAUGAUCCAUAUAUUUGAUGAUCCAUAUAUUUGAUGAUCCAUAUAUUUGAUGAUCCAUAUAUUUGAUGAUCCAUAUAUUUGAUGAUCCAUAUAUUUGAUGAUCCAUAUAUUUGAUGAUCCUUAUAUUUGAUUAUCCAUAUAUUUGGUUUUAAUUUAUUUUUUUUUAAAGUUUAUCAAAGAGGCAAUUUACCCGAAGAAAGUUAUAGUAGUUUGAAAUUCCAUCAAUUUCUAUCAAAUGAAUGUUGGGGAAUGUAUACCGUGACUGUAUUUGUAUACAUUUUCCCGCUGAUAAAAUUUAAAAAAAAAUUUAAUAUUAUAAUAUUUUUUUUUUAAAACCUGUCUUCCUAACAAAUUGUGCAAGAUACGUUUUUAAAAAAUACCAGUUUUGAAAACACUUAAAAAUGAAAAUACCUUUCUACUUAACUUUUGUUUCCUUUUGACUGAUGAAACUUUGACAAUCAUCGUUCGACUCAUAGAGCCCACUACCAUUUUUGGUUUAGUUCUCCCCCACGUUCCGUUGAAAGAUGAUAACUAAAAGAUUUUCUACCUCACAUUUUUAAAUAUUUAAGUCCCAAACUAUCUGAGACUCCCUGCAGCCACAAGGGUAGCGUGGUUUGCGCAAUGAUUUUAAAGUUAAAUGACAUCUAAUCUUUUUACUAGCAACUCAUUUUAACUAGUGUAGGAUGUUUAAUUUAAUUCAGGUAUGUGAUAAAAUGAAUUCUUGUGUUUUGAACUUAUUAAAAAACGAUUUGAGCUAUAAAAAAAGAUUUAGUGGGCGAGAAAGAAUUCCUCAUUCAUUGACCAGGUCGUGGAACUCGAAAGGACAGUUGACCUGUCCCAAAAUAGAGAAAGUCUGACCCUAAUAUAAGUUUAUCCGCCAUACGUUGUACCCUCACGUCACUCCAUACAUUUGGCCUUGAACGAUGCGGCAGUGACGAAACUUAUCCCUGAACAUGUUCAGAAAGUGGCUGCCCUUGAGACCAUGGUUGAGUUUUUUCACACAUAAUCGUGAACGUGUUCACGUACGGCUCUGCCAAUCCAAGAGGAAGAACUCCUGGUAACGUUGCGCUUAGACUGUACCCGGAAGGGAGACCUUCGGCAGAAGGCCUCUCGGGACCCUGUGGGACUGCAGUAUCAAAUUUUGAUGCGGAGCUCAUAGCUAUACACAAGACCUUAGGGAGAGAUCAUCAAACAUGCGGGGCUCGAUGUAGUCGUCUACUCGGACUUAAGAUCUGCUCUCAAGAUCUUGGGAAAGGGACAGGGUGCCACCCACUUGGUCAACGUCUUCAUUGAUGGCGUGUCCAAAAUCGGUGAACUAGAGGGCAAGGUGACAAUACAAUGGAUUCCGGGCCACGUCAACGUGAUUGGCAACGAGAGAGUGGACACUCUGGUGAAAACCGGGGCUGCCCAGCCUCAGCCAGAAUUACCAAUAACUUUAUUGGGAAUUAAAAACUGGACACCAUAAUGCUUCUCCCAGACCUUUAAAAUAUUCAUUCUUCCGAGCAAUAACUUAAAUACAGAUGUUAAAUUCAAGUGCGUUAUACGCCAAGAUGCACCUCUUGAUUUUAGAAUAAUCACAGUUAUUUUUUGGAGAGGACUCUCCAGCCCUCACUUUCGCUCUAGAUUCAUUUGGCCCUAGCAUGGGUGGACUAUUCCUAUUUGCCUCAUUUAUAAGGCACUGGCAGGAGCGUGGCUUGAGUCUUAAGUGGUGGAGAAAAAGAUUCAUUUAUAUGCACCUCACCUCUCCUCAACUCUGAAACCCAUUAUUUUAAAUCAUUAAAUCCCAUCAAAGCCCGUUUUGACGCCCCAACUAGAUUGAUGCCCUGGAUGCCUGUCCUUCUGCCAAACCCUUAGCUACGCCUCUGGCCACUGCCACCAUCCCCGAAAAUCUUACUUCCUUCCCCCCCCCCUUUUUUUCAACACUCGUAAAAAUUGAAAGAAAUACUGGGUGUGUGUAGGAGCUACCAAUAAUGUGAAAUAAUUUGGGAUCCACUAUUAUUAUAGCAUUAUAUAAAAUACAAACAUUCAUUUUUUAAAGAAGUUCUUGAAUCAAUUUGUAAUAGAAUAUUUUUUCUCUGCAGUUUCUUUUCCAUAGAUACAGCGGUCUCAAGAAGAAGCCAAUUCAUGGAUGACUCUAGUUCAGACGUUUAUCCUAGAGACAACGAAACCGGAAAUAGUGAAGAAGAAAAUCCAAGACCACAAAGAUCAAGACCUAAUGGCAGGCCUAGAACUCCCACACAACAAGACAAUAAUCUAACCAACAAUUUAUCAUUUAAUUUAAUCAAUCCAUCUCAGACUGACAGUGAUUGCGAGACUGAUUUAUACAAUCAAAACGCUAGUUGUCAAAGAACAAGAUUAUUUAGAAAGAAAGGUUUUUAUUUGAAGUCAAAAGAGACAUCCAUUGCAAAUAGGAAUUCAUAUCCCUCGAGGCCAAGAAGUACUGCCUUGAAAAACCGCAUUAGUGUUGGUACAGAAGGCCACGCAAAUGUGACAGAAAGUGGUGAUAGUGGGGCAGAAGGAUGUGAGGGUGGGGCAGAAGGUUGCACAUUUGUCCCAGCGUAUGAAGACAUGACUGACUCUGACAAAUAUGAUGAUAUUCUUGGUAAUCCAACUCCGACUGUUAGAAAUGUAUUGUUUAGAACAUCUGAGUCAGUAUCAGGAAUCGGAGUUGACCCACGCGUUGCCAGACAAGGUCACUACGACAGUGACAGUUCCCUCGAUGUUGGUCAUAGCGACUACUCAGAGAUCAACGAGGAAAAUCAAACUAUUCCGGAAGAAGAGCAAGAUGUAUAUGAGAUGUAUUAGCGGCAGUUCAAAUUUAUCACUGACAACCGCAACACGGAAAUUUAUUCAAAUCUGUAACUUGGACUUCAAGUCAAUGUCGGAAUUUGAGAAUGAACGUGCAAUAAUUUUGUUCAUAAGAUAAAUAAAUUAUCUAAUUUUAAUUAAAAAUUAUUGGGUAUAACCAUCUUGACAUUUACUAACAAUACUUGGAUGUAAAGUUCUAUAAUGUUGGCCUAUAUAAAUUCAUUUCUACUAAUUCAUUGUUAUUAUAAACAUUUAAAAUUAAUAACAAGAUUUUCCAUUUCUUAAUCUUAUCUAUAAUCUAAAUGAGAACAUCUACUCCAAACAUGACUUUUAAUUUAAUUUCUGACCUGCUCUGAGAUAGCAUGGUAUUUGAUGUUUGAAGACCCUGCCUUUAGUACUUUUAUUUUAAACAUGGGUAAUCCACCUUUAAACGAUUCAAUGAAAUCAGAUUGUUUUGACCAUUUCGAAUUAAAAUAUCCUCAUUGGGACCAAUUUAAGCUUCUAAGCCAAUAUAAGUUUUAUAAACUGUCUUAUGGGGGCGUCCAUUUUUUACGUCAACAAAAUAGGGGGACGGGGUUUGGAAAUGUUUGAAAGGUGUUGACAAGGG
Messenger RNA from Lymnaea stagnalis (great pond snail), 15343 nucleotides. Lineage: Eukaryota; Metazoa; Mollusca; Gastropoda; Lymnaeidae. The record is from the annotation of a GenBank genome assembly.